This is a messenger RNA of Striga hermonthica, 1056 nucleotides long. The record is from the annotation of a GenBank genome assembly. NCBI's taxonomy places the organism in Eukaryota, Viridiplantae, Streptophyta, Magnoliopsida, Lamiales, Orobanchaceae.
AUGAAUGAGUCGAAUCAAACUCACGAGCGCCUGAUUUCCUUCACCAACUUGACGACGCAUAACUGCGUGUGUUUUCUUGAUAAGAUAUGGCUCUUAAUUUGCUGGCUCCAACUGAAAUCAAGACACUUUCUUUCUGGGACCCCACGAAAUCGAAUCACAAGCUUCAUCUCUUCAAGACCCAAAAAGGUGGGUUUUCUCUCAAGAGAAGGGAAAAUGGAUGCACUGCUUCAAAAAGAGUCCAUUGUUCGGCCCAGCCACCUCCUCCGGCUUGGCCGGGCCGGGCUUCCGUCGAUUCCGACAGAAAAUUAUUCCGAACAUUCAGCUAUAUUUCAGUGUAUACAAGGCUUGCCCGAAGGUGCUUUGAGGCGAAUAAUUUUGACGGCAUCAGGGGGAGCAUUCCGGGAUUUGCCGGUUGAUAAGUUGAAAGAUGUGAAAGUAGCAGAUGCUUUAAAACAUCCCAAUUGGAAUAUGGGGAAAAAGAUUACGGUCGACUCUGCCACACUCUUUAACAAGGGUUUAGAAGUAAUAGAAGCUCACUAUCUUUUCGGAGCCGAAUAUGACGAUAUCGAGAUCGUUAUUCAUCCUCAGUCCAUCAUACAUUCGAUGAUUGAAACACAAGAUUCAUCUGUACUAGCACAAUUAGGAUGGCCCGACAUGCGUUUGCCUAUUCUAUACACAAUGUCAUGGCCCGAUCGAGUUGGAUGUUCUGAGAUUACGUGGCCUCGACUUGAUCUUUGCAAGCUGGGUUCUCUUACGUUCAAAGCUCCCGAUAAUGUGAAAUAUCCAUCGAUGGAUUUGGCUUAUGCAGCCGGACGAGCUGGCGGGACAAUGACCGGUGUUCUUAGUGCCGCUAAUGAGAAAGCUGUGGAAAUGUUCAUCAACGAGCAAAUUGGGUAUCUCGACAUAUUUAAAGUCGUGGAGCUAACGUGCGAUAAGCAUCGUUCAGAAUUGGUGUCUUCACCUUCGCUCGAGGAAAUUGUGCACUAUGACUUGUGGGCCCGGGAUUAUGCAGCCAGCUUGAAACCGUCGGCUAGCUUGAAGCCUGCACUUGUAUGA